ACGAAGCGGAACCGGAAAUACACCGGCGAGAUGUCGAAGCGCAGAAUGAAUUAUGUGAGAAUGAAGCAGUCCGUGUAGCUGUUCCAGCUUUUAAUUUGGAGAUUUUUUUGUGUAUAUUUAGCAUAUAUUUUCUAUUUGUUCAUUUGUCCUUUUAAGGGGAGGAUGAGUGUGGAGACGGCGGACCGGGUGGCUGCUGUGACCAGCAGCCGGCCUAGCACGCCUCUUCAGACCUCCUGGUUUGAGUUCCUCCUGGACGGCAGCCUGCUGGAGAACCACCUGCAGAAGUCAUACCCAGACCCGACACCGGUGCAGCUGAUCAUCCAGUUCCUGGAGCAGGCAUCCAAGCCCUCCGUGAACGAGCAGAAUCAAGUGCAGCCUCCAGCAGACAACCGCAGGAACCGCACCCUGAAGCUGCUGGCACUAAAAGUAGCUGCCCACAUGAAGUGGGAUCUGGAUUCUCUUGAGAAAGGUUUGACCAUUCCAGUAUUAAAUAUGUUACUGAAUGAACUGCUGUGUGUGAGCAAAGUGCCACCAGGGGUGAAACAUGUGGACCUGGACCUGUCCACUCUGCCUCCGACCACAGCCAUGGCUGUCAUCAUAUACAACCGCUGGGCCAUCAGAACCAUCGUGCUGAGCAGCUUUCCAGAGAAACAGACCAAACCAGGACCUCACCAGAUGAACAUGUUAAGUAUUGUGCAGCAGGAGAAAGAGAUGACUGACAACAUCCUUACUGUGCUGAAAGAGCAGGCAACGGACUCCAUCAGCGUCCUGGAAGGAGCUCUGCAGCUGAAGAAAGACUUCUACGUUCACACGCUGAGGACUCUGGAUCUGCUGGCUGCUGAUGCUGCUGCCAACGGAGAGACAGAGUCCUCGACCGCAGGGCUUCGCAUCAGUGCCGAUGAGCUGCACUGUCAGGUGCAUUAUGACUUGGGAGGUAUUUUUUUCCAGCAAGGCUGCACAGACCAAACGGCCUAUGAGAACGCCCGGGAUCACUUCAGACAAACAAAGGAACUGUUAACAAAGCUGGACUCAACUGUUCAUGUUCACCUGGAUGAGAAACGCCUGGCUGGCUACUGGAACGCCUGCAAAGCUUUGACUGAAGACUGUGACCCGUCAGACUCCCAGAACACACCCUACAACCAGAUCAACAGCCUGAUCAGGGCACGCAACUACCAGGCUGUCAUCGAAGCCUUUAUCAAAGACAACGUGAGCCGCAGUUUGCCAAACAACUUCAGACGGUCUGUUCUCAGGGAGUUCCUGUACAAAGUGCAACAAGGGGAAUCGACCUUAGAUGAGGUUUGCUACAAGCUGUGUGUUUGCAACGCCGUCCGAGAUGCUUUGGAAGGAGAAGUCCUCAGUGUGCGUUUCCAGCAGCUCCUCCUCAAACCCAGUAAAAAGAUGGUGGACUUCAUUUUAGAGGUAUGCACGCUUUCGCUGGAAAAGGGCCGUCAAUCUGAGACAUCAAGAAGAAACAUGGGUACUUUCAUGAAGACUCUGUGUGAAACCUUGGAAGAGCUGUCUCUGCUUUUUGUGGUGUCGUCUCACAAGCUCUUCAUGGAGCUGUUGAAGGAGGAGGAGAGGAAGGUCCUGGUAGAGCAGCUGAGGAAGAGAUCGACCACGAUCAACCUCAGUGCCAAGCCUCUGCCUUCCUUCUAUGACAUUCCAGCAUCAGCGAGUGUGAACAUUGGGCAGCUGGAGCAGCAGCUCAUCCUGUUACUGGAGCCACGCAGGAUCAGACAGAUCCUCGUGGAACUCCACGGCAUGGCCGAACGGCCCUUCUGGAAGGUCAACAGUAAGUGGGAAGUUCCUCCAGACUACAUAAACGUGAUCCUCGGCAUUAAAGACAACCUGACAAAGGACCUGGUUUAUAUCCUCAUGGCCAAAGGACUACACUGCAUAUCAAUAAAGGACUUUGCCCAUGCACGGCAGCUUUUCUCAGCCUGCCUGGAGCUUGUUACCGAGUUCUCCCCGAAGCUGAGGCAGGUGAUGCUGAACGAGAUGCUGCUGCUGGAGGUCCGCGCACAUGAGACAAUGGCGGCCGAGGGCAGCAAGGAGCGGCCGCCCUCUGACCUGGUCAGCAGGGUCAGAGGAUACCUGGAGAUGAGGAUUCAUGAUCUGCCUCUGCGUCAGGUGGUAGGAAAGGAGUGUGUCGCUUUCAUGUUGAACUGGAGGGAGAACGAUUACCUGACUCUGCAGGUGCCACCAUCUCUGGUCAUGAACAACCCAUACAUCAAGCUGGGUCAGCUCCUGGCUUCAACGUGCAAAGAGCUCCCAGGUCCUAAAGAGUGUCGGCGCACAGCCAAGGAGCUGUGGGAUGUGGUGGUUCAGAUCUGCAGCGUGUCCAUCCAGCACAAGAGGAACCACGACGGCAGAGUGGGCCUCAUCAAACAGAGAGAGUCCUCCAUGGGCAUCCUGCACCGGAGCAAAUUCAUCACUUUCAUCAAGAAAAUUCGAGAGCCGCUGGUGCUGACAACUCUUAUCUCACUGUUUGUGAGGCUCCACAGCAUAGUGCGGGAUGAUAUUGUAAAUGAAGUGACAGCAGAACACCUCACCAUCUGGCCAUCUACUCUUCCAAACAUACAGGCAGUAGACGUGGAAGCUGUGGCUGUGACGGUCAAAGAGCUGGUGUCCUAUGCCCUCACCCUGAAUCCUAAUAACCAGUCGUGGCUCAUCACACAGGCAGAUAUCUACUUUGUGACCAAUCAAUACUCAGCUGCACUGAACCUUUACCUCCAGGCCGGAGCUGUGUGCUCGGACUUCUUCACCAAAGCUGUUCCCCCUGACGUCUACUCCGACCAGGUCCUGAAGAGGAUGAUCAAGUGCUGUUCAAUGAUGAACUGCCACACUCAGGUUGCUGUUCUCUGUCAGUUUCUUCGAGAGGUGGACUACAUGACGGCAUUUAAAGCUCUUCAAGAACAGAACAGUCACGAUGCCAUGGACUCAUUCUAUGACUACAUCUGGGACGUCACCAUCCUGGAAUACCUCACACAUAUUCACCACAAACGGGGCGAGACUGAGAAGAGACAAAUAGCGAUAAAAGCGAUCGGACAGACAGAGUUGAACACCAGUAACCCAGAGGAAGUGCUGCAGCUAGCUGCACAGAAGAGGAAGAAGAGAUUCCUGCAGGCGAUGGCCAAACUGUAUUUCUAGAAAACAUGUGAACCACUGUUAGACUUUAGGUGGGUGGGAAUGUAUAUUUUAUUUUGUGGUAAAAAAUAAACUUCUAAAAUAAAUACAGUUGCUCAUUUGUACACUUGCAAUCAUUUGAAAUGGAUUAUUUAAAAAAAUAAAUCAUUGACUAUCCAUAGUCCUGAGUUACACAAUGGCUGGUUUACAACAACAUGGCACAGAUCGCUGAGAAACACUGAAGAGUAUAGCCUUUAUUCAGCCACUGCUUUGACGCAUGGCUUUCAUCAGAUUUCAUGAAAAGGUACAUACUUGUACUGAACAGUGUUUCCAAGUUACCUUUUACAGAUUAGCUGACCAGUGAAGUAGCGGCAGUAAACUCAGUUUUCAACAUGCAUUU
This is a messenger RNA of Sander lucioperca (pikeperch), 3526 nucleotides long. RefSeq names its product integrator complex subunit 8 (gene ints8). Gene Ontology annotation, cellular component: integrator complex. Gene Ontology annotation, molecular function: protein binding. The record is from RefSeq and is a predicted model, not a curated record. Bases 163 to 3150 code for a protein of 995 amino acids. Gene Ontology annotation, biological process: snRNA 3'-end processing. The transcript is spliced from 28 exons. NCBI's taxonomy places the organism in Eukaryota, Metazoa, Chordata, Actinopteri, Perciformes, Percidae.